Molecule: messenger RNA, 3387 nt
Organism: Lagenorhynchus albirostris (white-beaked dolphin)
Lineage: Eukaryota; Metazoa; Chordata; Mammalia; Artiodactyla; Delphinidae
Gene: RASGEF1A
Product: RasGEF domain family member 1A
Exons: 13
Coding region: 170-1636 (488 amino acids)
Biological process (GO): Ras protein signal transduction; positive regulation of GTPase activity
Cellular component (GO): plasma membrane
Molecular function (GO): guanyl-nucleotide exchange factor activity
Source: RefSeq, a predicted model, not a curated record
UUCUAGCGUUCCCGGCCCUGGUCGGGCCCCGCCUCCCGGGAGGAGGCGGGCGUGGGGUAGUCCGCGGGCGGGGCGGAGGGUUGGAGCUGCAGUGGUGCGCGGGGAGAGAAGCGGCCGCACGCGGGACGCCCGGGGCGCCGGGAGACAGCGCUGGGAGCAGGCAGCCAGGAUGUUUCUGGAGCCCCAGGAAACUAUGCCCCAGACGUCCGUGGUCUUCUCCAGCAUCCUCGGGCCCAGCUGUAGUGGACAGGUGCAGCCCGGCAUGGGGGAGCGAGGAGGUGGGGUCAGCAGCUCCGGGGACCUCGUCUUCCAAGACGGACGUCUCAUCUCCGGGUCCCUGGAGGCCCUGAUGGAGCACUUGGUCCCCACAGUGGACUAUUACCCCGAUAGGACGUACAUCUUCACGUUUCUCUUGAGCUCCCGGGUCUUCAUCCCCCCUCAUGACCUGCUGGCCCGCGUGGGGCAGAUCUGCCUGGAGCAGAGGCAGCAGCUGGAGGCCGGAUCUGAUAAGGCCAGGCUGAAGUCCUUCUCAGCCAAGAUCGUGCAGCUACUGAAGGAGUGGACAGAGGCCUUCCCCUACGACUUCCAGGACGAGAAGGCCAUGGCCGAACUGAAAGCCAUCACCCACCGGGUCACACAGUGUGACGAGGAGAAUGGCACGGUGAAGAAGGCCAUCGCCCAAAUGACGCAGAGCCUGCUGCUGUCCCUGGCUGCCCGGAGCCAGCUUCAGGAGCUGCGUGAGAAGCUCCGCUCACCGGCCAUGGACAAAGGGCCCAUCCUCAAGGCCAAGCCGCCAGCCGCGCAGAAGGACAUCCUGGGCGUGUGCUGUGACCCCCUGGUGUUGGCCCAGCAGCUGACUCACAUCGAGCUGGAGAGGGUCAGCAGCAUCCACCCUGAGGACCUGAUGCAGAUCGUCAGCCACAUGGACUCUCGGGACAAGCAUAGGUGCCGAGGAGACCUGAUUAAGACCUACAGCCUGGAGGCCUACGACAACUGGUUCAACUGCCUCAGCAUGCUGGUGGCCACCGAGGUGUGCCGGGUGGUGAAGAAGAAGCAUCGGACUCGCAUGCUGGAGUUCUUCAUCGAUGUGGCCCGAGAGUGCUUCAACAUCGGGAACUUCAACUCCAUGAUGGCCAUCAUCUCUGGCAUGAACCUCAGUCCUGUGGCAAGGCUGAAGAAAACCUGGUCCAAAGUCAAGACGGCCAAGUUCGACGUCUUAGAGCACCACAUGGACCCAUCCAGCAACUUCUGCAACUACCGCACAGCCCUGCAGGGGGCCACACAGAGAUCCCAGAUGGCCAAUAGCAGCCGGGAGAAGAUCGUCAUCCCUGUGUUCAACCUCUUCGUUAAGGACAUCUACUUCCUGCACAAAAUCCACACCAACCACCUGCCCAAUGGACACAUUAACUUCAAGAAAUUUUGGGACAUCUCCAGACAGAUCCAUGAGUUCAUGACAUGGACACAGGUAGAGUGUCCCUUCGAGAAGGACAAGAAGAUUCAGAGUUACCUGCUGACGGCUCCCAUCUACAGCGAGGAAGCUCUCUUCAUCGCCUCCUUCGAAAGUGAAGGUCCCGAGAACCACAUGGAAAAGGACAGCUGGAAGACCCUCAGGACCACUCUCCUUAACAGAGCCUGAAGGCACGGAUGCAGCCUGCAGACGCUGGGAUUAAGCACACCUACGUACUGAGUUUUAAUCUUGAGUGAUAAUGGGCUGAGAUGAGGCCUCACUGGUUGGGGUCCAUUUUGUACAUAACUUUUAUGAAAAAAAAGAAGUAAUUAUUUCAUGCAUCAACCUUUGGCACUUCAAGCUUUUUGUUUAUGACAGGGCAGGGCCCUGCUUUGGGGAGGGGUGGGGAAAGCGUAUCAUGGGAGAUGGCAUCCAUGAUAACAUCUUAUUCUAAUGAAAUGUAGAUUUUUAUUUUCUACUUUUGAUUAUUAACAAACAUCUUACAAAAAAAUACUUAAAAAAAACCCAACCAAAACCAACGUGAGCCCUGCCUCCUUUCCAGCCAGUGUGUCUGAUGUCGGGGUGAGUGCCUUAGAGGGUUCUGGCAGGCCCGCUCUCGCCUGCAGCCAGUGCCGCUGGAGGCACCGGGGAAGCUCUGCCCUCAAAGCGCAGGCCCACAAGGUUCUGGCAAGAAGGGCUCGGGUGGCCCGGAGGUCUCAUUUGCGUACUUCCAGAAGUGAACCUUGAAUACGGGCUUUCCAAAGUUUACAUUUUCAUUUUCCUUUAUCAGGGAUUUAUGGGGGUUGGGGGGAGGGCAGGGGGACACCUGGCAGCAUAUUUUCUGUUGGAAGAUGUCUGGCAAAUUGUUCUUCACCUACAUUUUAGGAAAAGAGAAAAUCUAAAAUAACGUAAGGAGGGAGUCAUGGAAUUGUCCGUUUUCCAGGCUGUAACUUUGACACACUUACUUAGCUGUAAUGAAGCGAAUACAAAGUACAAUUAAGGAUGGGGACGUAUAAAGCCAUCUUGAAACUCAAGUACAAAGUCAAAAGAAGCAACUUACAAAUCAGUAUCCUCCUUCCCUCUGGGUGGGGGAUUGGGCUCCCCUAACGGACUGUGAAACAUGGAAGGUUAGCCAGGCCAGUACCUGCUGGAGCCCACUCACAUAAAGCUGCCCAACAUUUGGAGGUAUUUUCCACACCCGAACUCGAGGAGUACUCUCCAUUUUCUGACUUCCCGGCCAUGAGACAGUGACAGCCCUGCUCCCUCCAAGGCCAGAAAUGGGCAAUCCAUGCUAACUGUAUCUCCCUCAUGGCGGGGCUGUCAUUCCAUCCAAGCAGAUUUGGAACUACUCACCCUGUUUCUCUCCACAUGGCUGGCUUCCGCCGGAGCCUCCAGCUGGCAGGCCUGGGUAAGGACAGUUAGUUGCUAAUUCCCAAAACUCCUAGGAGAGCCUGGAGAUGUGAAGGCGAGGCCUCAGGGGGAGGUGGCUCCAUGAUCCGCUGCUGAUGUCGCCCUCAGCCCAGGGUGGAGCAAGGAUAUUUACACUGUAUUGUCACAGUGUUUUUGCACUUUCCAGACGUUCUAGAUAGUACAUAUUGUAUAUUGACAGUACAUAUUGCUUUGUUUAUGUAUUUGAGAUAAAGAAAGGUUUAAAACUUGAGAAUAUAUAUUUGGAAUACAAUGUUAGAACCUUUUCUGUCCAUGUGUUAAGGAGCUUUCACAUCAGUGUGCGCUUCACUUGGUCAUCAGUUCUAGUACCGACCUGACACAGUGCUACAUUUGCUACUUUAUUUUCCCAAUUUGACACAUACCCUAUGAUGUUUUGAUAUUUCGAGAUGAACUCUGCGUAUAAAGCUGUACUUUAUAAUAAUAAAGGAUGUCAACUGUUGGUGUGACUGGACGUACUUGCAUCAAUAAAAGAACAUGUUGCUCCCCUCGUG